AUGAAUACUACCCUCACAAGUUUUACAGACGUUCUAGUUGAUGAAAUAUGCAACUCCCAACCGCUGUCCCUGUCCUCGACUAUUGAAAACAGUCAGAUCAAUGUUGACAAUAAUAAUACGAAUUUCGUGGACGAAAGAGUGGUAGAACGUCCACCUAAAGGUACUGGGCAACGUGGACAGUUUCGGAGUAUAGAAGAAAUUGAUCUGAAAUACCGAGACGUGUUUUCGUACCCAUAUUUCAACUUAGUACAAUCAAGUGUUAUUGAGGACGCGUUAUAUUCAGAUAAAUCCAUAGUAGUUUGUGCGCCGACUGGUUCAGGGAAGACGGUUAUAUUUGAAAUGGCUGUAGUGCAGUUAUUGAUGGAGUUGGAGAACAAACAGUACACUGAUGAUUUCAAAAUCAUUUAUAUGGCACCAGUAAAAGCGUUAUGUACAGAAAGACUGACGGAAUGGUAUUCAAAGUUCACGAAACUUGGUCUUUUAUGCAUCGAAGUAACAGGGGACACUGAUGUGGACUUCACUCAGUUGAAGCCAUACAAGGUUAUAAUAACGACUCCAGAGAAAUGGGACAUGUUGACACGCCGGUGGCGCGACCACCGAGGUCUGGUGGAAGUCAUCAAGUUGUUCCUUAUCGAUGAGGUGCAUAUACUCAAUGAUGAGACUAGAGGACCUGUCCUGGAAGCUGUGGUCAGCAGGAUGAAGACUAUUGAAAAUUCAGCCCAAUCGGCCCACCGUAUAGAACAACUGCAGAAAGAGAUGCAAGGUCAGACCGUUUCUUACAAGUCGGCUCCGAGGAUCAGGUUCGUAGCUGUCUCAGCUACUGUCAGUAAUCCCGAAGACGUUGCAAACUGGCUGGGAACUAGUGAUAAACCUGCUGUGUUUUAUAAGUUUGGCGAUGAAUGUCGUCCCGUGAAACUAAAACGCAUAGUCGAAGGGUACCCGUGUUCUGAAGGCACCAGCAUAUUCAAGUUUGACAUUAUCCUCAACUACAAGCUGUGGCCGGUUAUUCAAAAAUACCAUUCUGGGAAGCCUACUUUGAUAUUCUGCAACACUCGCAAGAGCGUUAUAUUGACGGCAGAAACUUUGUCUCGGGAGCUCACAAUUAGCUUCAAUGCGGAACAAAAAGCGAAGUUAACUGCGUUAGCUUCUACUAUUAAAAAUAAGAAAUUGCAGGCUUUGGUAAUGAGCGGCGUAGGCUGUCACCAUGCCGGCCUGUUGUAUGAGGAAAGGCAGAACAUCGAGCUCGCCUUCAGGAAUAGAGAUUUGCCCAUAUUGAUCACCACCACUACAUUGGCAAUGGGUGUCAAUUUACCUGCACACCUUGUGAUCGUGAAAAAUACACAUCAAUAUGUUAAUGGCGCAUAUCAGGAAUACAGCAUAAGCACAGUACUGCAGAUGGUGGGACGCGCAGGAAGGCCGCAGUUCGACACUGAAGCCACAGCGGUUAUCAUGACCCGACUGGUGGACAAGCCCCGGUAUCAGGCCCUGGUGGGAGGAUGCGAGCCGUUGCAAAGUUUCCUUCACAAACGUCUGCCGGAAAACCUGAAUAGUGAGGCGGCAUUGGGAACUGUAGGUGAUGUAGCUCAGUGCGUGCAAUGGCUACGUUCCACAUUUUUGUACGUACGCGCAGCUCGGGAUCCAAAGAAGUACCUUGGAUUACCACAAAACUCACCACAACAUCUUAUCUCCAAGAAAAUCGAGGAGUUGUGUGUAAAAGCCAUGAACGGCUUGGCUUCUUCAGGUCUUAUAACGAUGGAUGAGGCUAGUUGUAUUGAGUCAACUGAGGCUGGCCGACUUAUGUCUAUAUUUUAUUUGGAUUUGGAGACUAUGAAGCUGAUUAUGAAGAUCGAAGGUACGGAAUCUCUAGAUCGUCUCCUAAGCCUUAUAUGUGAGAGCCACGAGUUAGCUGACAUGCAUCUCCGAGUAGACGAGCGACGAUGUUUGAAUACCCUUAAUAGGAACAACGCUGCGGCGACCAUACGGUUCCCGAUGAAGGGCAAGAUCAGCACGCGACAGAUGAAGCUUAAUUGCAUCAUACAGGCUGUUCUGGGAUGUCUACCGAUCCCUGAUCCGUCUUUGAAUCAAGAAGCUAUGAAAAUAAUGAGAAUUGCCGAUAGAAUUUGCAAAUGUGUAGUAACAUACGUCACCCGCCCAGACCUGAUAACUCAGCAACCUCCAUUCUACUCUGCAGUCUUAAACUCGAUACUUCUUGCGAAGUGUGUAGCAGCACAUCUAUGGGAGAACUCACCUUAUGUCAGCAAGCAACUGAAGGGCAUAGGACCUACCUUCAGCACAUUGCUGGCUUCGGCUGGCAAAGUCAACUUUAUGCUGUUGGAAGAAAGCCACCCGAGAGAUUUGGAAAGGAUUAUGAAUAAAGGAGCCCCGGCAGGCAAUGUCUUACGCAAACAAGUCAGUCUUCUCCCAAAAUACCAGCUGACAAUGAUACCGGUAGACGAGCAGACAGUCACCGUACAACUGGUCCUGCUAAACCAAUCCUAUUUGUCUGAAAAUAUGGCCAACUUAACCGCUGGAGAUACCCAUAAGAGUUACAUCAUUGUGGGUGAUUCUAAUAAUCAUCUUCUGCUUUUGACAGCGUUCAAGGACAAGGAUUUAAUAAGUGUCUACGGUGGAACUAUAACACGUGAAAUACGACGUAAACAUAAUUUUGAACAUAAAAUAAUUGCUCACUGCAUCAGUUCCACAUUUGUGGGUAUCGACGUACAAUCAGAAUAUUUAUUCAACGACUUAGAACCGUUUUUUGGUGCACCAUGUACAAAGACUCCUAAAAACGAUUUCCAAGUCAAAAAUAAAGCUGAGAAGCAAACAUGUAUCACAGAUACGUUUAAAGAACGGAAAAGAAAGAAUACAGAUUCUAUAGCACAGUCAAAAGAAAAGAAGAAAAGAGAAACAGCUUUGAUUGAGAAUUUUAAAAACUUGAAAAAGUCUUUUGAAUCAGCUUCUAAAAAUGUCGGCUUUGGUAUGCGCCAGCAAAGUAAGGAGAAUAGAGAUGUUGAUGGUACUUCAAAUAAUAACACAAACAAUACGUUGGGUAAUAUAGAUACAAUGCUAGUAAAUAAUAAUGCAAUUAAUGUUAUUGGUAACGAUAAAGUAUGUAUUGAAGAUAUGGAUAGCGACGAGUUUAUAGAUAAUGAGAAGAUUGAUAGUAUUCUCAAUGAAAUCGAAAGUGAAAUGAGUAAGAAUAAAAUAAGUAAACCAAAGACAAAUUUAAAUAAUGGUAACACGUACUUCCGUGAAAAGAAUUACAAAGUCCAAGAAAACCCGUUUGCAGUACAACAUAAUUUAGACACCUCUAGUAUCCAAGCGAAUUAUAACGUAGCUCCAAAAGUCAGUAACUACAAAACAGCAUGUUUACCACGAAAGCGCAAGCCCACGACCACAAAAUCAAAUUACAAUUUUAUUGACUUGCUAGAAAGGAAUUUAAGUUUGAGUGACGAUGAAGAUAAAACUGAAGUUCCACAACCAAACAACGGCUUUUCUGAUGCAAUAAAAAGUCAAAUAAGCAAAUACCUGUCAAAAACAAAACCAGUAGUUCCUGAUAGAAACUUAGAAAUGUUAUUGGAUAAUCCCCAAAUUACAGUACCAAGUGAUAAUCUAAAUCCCACAAAUGUUAUAGACAAAUCGAUCGAUCAGGAUUGCGAAAUUUUAGAUGAUUCGAAUCGUAGCCCUUAUCCAAAAUAUGGAAUUGUAGAAAUAUUGGGGGCCAAAGAUCCAGUCAAACAACAUGGAAAUAUACAGCAUACUACAUAUAGCAAGAAUAAUAUAGAAAAUCCUGAUCAUCAGGUGUGCGAUAUAAUUGAUGUAAAUUCUAUAAACACCAAUAACUACAUCGACCUAACUCACGGUGGAACAAACACCAUCGAUAGCGCACCUAAACAAAAUAUAAACAACGUAAUAACAAACAACGAAAAUUCUAAAAAUAAUAUUAUCAACUCACUUGACGUGACAGAUGCUCUUGGCGUACAAACUUUUACUAAAAGUAUAAAUGAAGAAAAUUUUGCCAACAAUCGAUUGUACAUAGAGGAUAGUGGUUCUGAAAAUGGAAGCAACAAAGAAGAUAGCGAGAAAGUAGCAAAGGCAGAAACAAAUUCAGUAACCAUUGCGAGAGAUAUGUCUUCAAUCAAAGAUUAG
Molecule: messenger RNA, 4149 nt
Organism: Helicoverpa zea (corn earworm)
Lineage: Eukaryota; Metazoa; Arthropoda; Insecta; Lepidoptera; Noctuidae
Product: probable ATP-dependent DNA helicase HFM1
Exons: 22
Coding region: 1-4149 (1382 amino acids)
Molecular function (GO): nucleic acid binding; ATP binding
Source: RefSeq, a predicted model, not a curated record